Molecule: messenger RNA, 1532 nt
Organism: Aphanomyces invadans
Lineage: Eukaryota; Oomycota; Saprolegniomycetes; Saprolegniales; Verrucalvaceae
Exons: 1
Coding region: 8-1459 (483 amino acids)
Cellular component (GO): ribonucleoprotein complex; nucleus; cytoplasm
Molecular function (GO): RNA helicase activity; ATP binding; RNA binding
Source: RefSeq, a predicted model, not a curated record
UGCCAAGAUGCCGAUCGUAGCCAAGUCACCGUCGGCAUUGGUGCCCAAGCGCAAGCGCAGCGACUCGACUGCAGACGAAAAGAGCCACAAGAUUGCCCACAAAGGCUCGUCUGGCGCACAGUGGCGAGCGAAUCACUCCAUCGAAGUCAUUGGCCCUGCCGCACACUACAACUGCCCCGACCCGAUCUUGGCGUUCAAGGAUACCCCGUUCUCGCCGGCCAUUAUCAAGUGUCUCGAGACGGCCGGGUAUACGGCGCCGACUCCGACGCAGUCGCAGAGCUGGCCCAUCGCGUUAUCCAAGCAAGACAUGAUAUCCGUCGCCAAGACGGGCUCCGGCAAGACAGUCGGCUUCCUCUUGCCUAGUUUCCACCACAUCAUGCAGCAAAAGUCGUCCGGACGCGAUCCUCGAAUCCUUGUGUUGGCCCCGACGCGCGAAUUGGCGACCCAGAUCGAAGUGGAGGCCAAGAAGUUCAGCCGGGUCCAGCCCGCCGUGCGCACCGCGUGUGUGUUUGGCGGCGCGCCAAAGUUCAACCAGCUCAACGCGUUGUCCACAGGUGUUGACUGCCUCGUGGCGACCCCCGGUCGCUUGAACGACUUCAUUCAAAUGCGCAAAGUCAACUUGGCGAACGUGUCGAUUUUGGUCCUGGACGAAGCCGAUCGAAUGCUCGACAUGGGGUUUGAGCCGCAAAUUCGCACGAUCGUGGCGCAAAUCCCUAAGAACCGCCAGACGCUCCUCUUCAGCGCCACGUGGCCCAAGAGCAUCCAGAAGAUGGCGCGGGAGUUCCUGAAGCAUCCAGUCCAAGUCAACAUGGGCGACAUCAACGUGCUCCAAGCGAACAAGGACAUUGAGCAAGUCAUCGAUAUUUGCCGCGAAGACGAGAAGAAGGACAAGUUGAUCACGCUCAUGAAUCGGAUCGUGACGAUGACCGACCCGACCAACACGGACGUGACCGAGCACGUGAAAACUAUUGUGUUCUUCCGCACCAAACGCACUUGCGAACGCCUCGGCCAAGAAUUCUGGGACGCCGGGUACGCAGUCGGAUGCCUCCACGGCGACAAGGAGCAGUUCGAGCGCACGCUGACCAUGAACCAGUUCAAGCAAGGUACGGUCAAGCUGCUCUUUGCGACGGACGUCGCCGCGCGCGGCCUGGAUGUCAAGGACGUUGGUGUUGUCAUCAACUUUGACAUGCCUGGCGGCACCAACGGCAUCGAAGACUAUAUUCAUCGCAUUGGACGAACAGGUCGUGCUGGGGCCAAGGGGACGGCAUUUUCGUUCUUUACGUCGACCGACCAACCUUGCGCGAAGAAAUUGAUCGAAAUCCUCACGGCGGCACAUCAGCCAGUGCCAUCGCAACUCGCCGACAUGGCGACCCGUAAAGGCGGUGGCGGAGGUGGCCAAAAAGGCGGUCGCUUUCGCGGCGGCGGCGGACGCGGCGGCGGCUUCCGCAAGAAGUGGUAAAUAUUUCUUAUUCUUAUUAUAAGCUACAAUACAAGCGACUUGUUGUCGUCGUCGAGUCGUCUGCCAUCGACAG